Molecule: messenger RNA, 4124 nt
Organism: Pneumocystis murina B123
Lineage: Eukaryota; Fungi; Ascomycota; Pneumocystomycetes; Pneumocystales; Pneumocystaceae
Exons: 18
Coding region: 27-4025 (1332 amino acids)
Biological process (GO): regulation of actin cytoskeleton organization; mitotic actomyosin contractile ring assembly actin filament organization; regulation of GTPase activity
Cellular component (GO): mitotic actomyosin contractile ring; cytoplasm
Molecular function (GO): actin filament binding; GTPase activator activity; calmodulin binding
Source: RefSeq, a predicted model, not a curated record
AGAACUAGCCUAUUAAGAAAGUAGAUAUGACAGGAUCCUUACCAUCUACUCCCUCUAAAGGGCUUACGGAGGUUCCUACGAAUUGUUUUACAUAUAGAGAAGGGCCUUUGUCACGAUUAUCAUUAUCGCCACGUAAAUUACAAAUAUCAAAUGAUUUAAUACAAAAACCGUCUUUGGAUGAUCUUAAAAAACUGAAUAAGAGUACAGUUAGUCAUCUUCGUACUCUUUGUAAGUUGUCAUUGUUAAAUAAUUGUGAAGAGAUUUGUAUUCCAGGAGUAACAAAGGGAGCAGAAGAUGUUACAGGUUUGCAUGGGAGAAUACGAUUACAGAAGGGAAUUGAAAAUAGGGUUUAUUCAUGGCAUAAAACUUGGAUGGAUAAACAACGUGCAAACAUACAAGCAUAUGAAUAUCUCUGUCAUAUAGGGGAAGCAAAAGAAUGGAUAGAAUUAUGUAUUGGAGAAGAUAUUCAUCCUAUUUUAGAACUAGAAGAAUCUUUGCGUGAUGGGGUUGUUUUAGCAAAGCUUGCUAGAGUAUUUUUUCCAGAGUUAGUUCCAAAGAUUUUUGAGGCUACUAAAUUGCAAUUUCGACACAGUGAUAAUAUCAAUCGUUUUUUUCAAUUUAUUGAAAGAAUUAAUUUGCCGGAUGUUUUCAGAUUUGAACUUACUGAUCUUUAUGAAAAAAAAAAUAUUCCAAAAGUUAUUUAUUGCAUUCACGCUCUUUCAUUCAUGCUUUCACAUAUUGGACUUGCUGCAUCCAUGAGCAAUUUAGUUGGAAAGCUUGAAUUCACAGAUGAAGAAAUUAAAAAUACUCAACGUGAUUUAGAUAUAGCUGGCGUAAGUCUUCCUAAUUUUAAAAAUAUUGGGAAUACACUCGCAGGGGAAUUAAAUAUUCCACAAGAAAAAAGGAUAAAUAAAUGUGAUGAAUCUCCUUUUGAAAAAGAAGCGUUUGGUUUAAAAUGCCAAUCAGUUUGUAGAGGAUAUCUUUUGCGUAAGAGAUUGAUAGAAGCCUUUCGAAUUCUUUUGGAUCAAGAAGAUGUUAUUUCAUUACUGCAAGCUUAUAUAAGAGGUUUUUUUGUACGAAAAUUGUUUCUUGAAAAAAUGAAUGAGUAUCAUAAAUUUAAAAAAUGGAUAAAAAAUAUUCAAACGGUAUCCAGGGGAUAUAUUAUAAGGAAAUUUUAUAUAGGAUGGAAAGAUUCAAUUGAUUAUUAUAAAGAAGAUAUUGUUAAAAUUCAGGCUAUAAUCCGAGGAUAUUUGCUACGAAAAAAAAUUUCCUCUUUAUUUAAUGAUUUCAUGAAAAAAGAGGGUUUAAUUGUUAAGAUGCAAUCAUACUCUCGAGGAUUGCUUUUUCGACGUGCUUUUGAAAGCCAUAUUAUGCAUUUUCAUUCAAUGAAUCGGUAUUCUAUUUUUUUGCAAGCUCAAUCUCGUGGUGUUCUACUUCGAAAGAGGCUUCAUUAUAUUCUUGGAUCUUUGCUUUUUGAAGGGGAUAUGAUUGUAAUUCUUCAAAGUUAUAUUCGAGGAAUAUUAGUUCGUAAUAAGUUCAAUAGGAAAAUGAAAUACUAUAAGGAAAACAUACAAAAGAUAAUUAAAAUUCAAAGUUUUGUUCGUGGAAAACUUCAAGGACAGGCUUAUAAAAAUCUAACUUCUGGAAAAAAUCCUCCUGUUGCGACUAUUAAAAAUUUUAUCCAUCUAUUAAGUGAUAGUAAUUAUGAUUUUCAAGAAGAAAUUGAAAUGGAAUCGCUUAGAAAAAUGAUUGUUCAACGUGUUCGUGCUAAUCAGAAUGCCGAAGAACAUAUUUACCAAUUAGAUCUGAAAAUUGCUUUGUUGGUUAAAAAUAUGGUAACUUUGGAUGAAGUUAUUUGUCAUCAGAAGCGAUUUUCUUCAAAAAUUUUAUUACAUUCCAAUUCUCAAGGACUUUUAAAAGAUCCAUUUGACUUAAAAGCCCUUAAUAAAUCUUCUAGAGAGAAAUUGGAGCUAUAUCAGGAUUUUUUUUUUCUUUUGCAAACCUGUCCUGAAUAUUUUGCACGUCUAUUUUGUAGUUAUUGUGAGAGAAGAGCAUCAGAGGAUAAUAUUAAACAACUUGAGAAUUUUCUGGCAUGUAUUUUUGGUUAUGCUCAAAAACGAAGGGAAGAAUAUUUUUUAUUAAAGUUACUUCGAAGAAGUAUCAUUGAAGAACUUAUUAAAGUUGAAAAUAUACAAGAAUUUUUUGAACGUGAUUCUUUGUGGAUAAGAAUUAUUGUUUCUUAUAAUAGGAGUGUUAAAGAAAGAAAAUAUUUAAAAGAACUUUUUGAACCUUUAAUAGAAAAAAUAAUUAAAAAUGAUGAUCUCGAUCUUGAAAGCGAUCCUGCGAUGAUAUAUCAUUCAAUAAUUAGUAAAGAAGAACGUAUAACUGGUCAGAAGAGUAAACGACGGCUUAAUCUUGAAAAAACAGAUGCAAUUCAAGACCCGGAGACCAGAGAUCUUUUUAUUAAGCAUCUUCAAGAUUUGAGGGAUUGGACAGAAAGCUUUAUUAAUGCUAUAGAAAUUAAUAUACAUAAAAUGCCAUUUGGGUUACGAUAUAUAGCAAGAGAAGUAUAUCGUACACUUUUGACAAGAUUCCCUGAUGGAAACCCGUUAGAAAUUCUUAAAUUUAUUGGAUAUAUAAUAUAUUAUCGUUAUUUUGAUCCUGUUAUAAAUGCACCAGAUGUUUUUAAUAUUAUUGAUGGACCUAUUACGACUUUACAGCGUAGAAAUUUAGCAGAGAUUUCUAAAAUGCUUUCACAAAUUACAACAGGUGAAUUAUUUGAUGAAAAUGAUGUAUUUCUUUGUCCUCUUAAUCUAUAUCUUGAAACGGCGAUUCAAAAAAUGAUGAAAAUUUUUAAGACGGUAAUUAAUGUACAAGAUGCUGAACAGUAUUUUGAGAUGGAUGAAUUUGAUGAUCUUACUUGUACUCAAAAACCGAUUUUAUAUAUUAAGAUUUCUGACAUAUUUGCUAUCCAUUCUUUAGUUUAUAAUGAAAUUGAAAUUAUGGCACCAAAUCAAGAUGAUCAGUUACGCGAUAUUAUUAAACAACUUGGAUUAUUAUCGAAUAAUGAGGAAUUUAUGAAAAUUUCGGACACUGAAAUUGAUCUUACAUUGAAUCCUAGACUGGUUCACAUAGAAAAUCCUGAUUCUGAAAUUCGAGCUUUAUUCAUCGAAACAAAAUAUUAUAUUUUUUAUAUUAUUCGAAUUCAAACCGGAUUAAAUUUGAUGGAGAUACUUAUUCAACCUGUACAUCCUAACGAUGAAAUAAAAUGGGAGCAAAUUCUGAUUGAAGAAAGUAAAAAUAAUAAACAUUCAAAUAUAUAUACAAGAAAUAAUAUAUAUAAUAUUAAAGAAAUGACAUUUUCUCAGAUCAAAGCUGCUGCUCUUGACAAUAUUUUAAAACUUGAAUCUAAGGGUAUAAUAUCUAGAUCCAAUUACUAUCAGGAUUUAUUAAAUGCAAUUGCUACUGAUAUUCGUACAAAACAUCGCCGUAGAAUACAGCGACAAAUGGAACUUGAGAGUGCAAGACAAACGUUAGCUCAUUUAGAUAAUAAGGCUCUCUAUUUGAAAUCUCAAUUAGAAAGUUAUAACAAUUAUAUAGAGAAAUCAUUGAUUUCAUUACAAACUAAAAAAGGAAAGAAAAAGCAAGUUGUUCCUUUUACUAAACAAUAUUUUCAUCUUAGAAAUCUAAAACGAUCUGGUCAGGUCCCAAAAUUUGGGUCUCAUAAAUAUUCUGGUCGUCAACUUUUUGAUAAGGGGGUAAUUGUUUCAAUAAAUAAUCAUGAAGAAAAAGAUUACGGAAAGUUUUAUUUCACACUUUCUUCGAACGAUGUCGGUGUUUUUAUUAUUGAGGUUACUUCUGGGUCUCUUCAUUUUCCUGAUUCCAUAUUAAAGUUAAAACUAGAUGAUUUGCUUGAAGCACAAUAUAAUAAUAUUGAGGUUUUGCCUUUAUUUGAAGGGUUGGUUAAAAUUAAUGUUAAUUUAAUGCUGCAUAUGAUUUUUAAGAAGUUCUAUUCCAAUUCAUAAGAGUAUGUUUUUUUUGAAUAUUUUGACAUGGGUUACAUAAUUUGUGGAAUUCUUGCCUGGGUAUUUUUAAAUGUAAUUAUAUUUGCGUAAUUAUUUUUG